This is a messenger RNA of Mixia osmundae IAM 14324, 5397 nucleotides long. RefSeq lists its product as uncharacterized. Gene Ontology annotation, molecular function: microtubule binding; microtubule motor activity; ATP binding. The transcript is spliced from 6 exons. The record is from RefSeq and is a predicted model, not a curated record. Gene Ontology annotation, biological process: mitotic spindle organization; microtubule-based movement. The coding region runs from base 325 to 5337 and encodes 1670 amino acids. Lineage: Eukaryota; Fungi; Basidiomycota; Mixiomycetes; Mixiales; Mixiaceae.
AAGCUAUUGCGUUCCGCACGGCUGGUGCGAUCGCGAGCCUGACAGGCAGUGGUCAGACAGCAGAGGCCGCGUAGAGUAUCGAUCAGCGCUGCGACACUGGGCAGAAGAAGCUGCCUGACAACUCAGCAGGGGGUCGGCUUCUUCCGACUCGGCCGACUCCACACCAAAGCGCCUUUCUCGCCCGUAAGAGUCAAGCAAAGUCACAGGAUACAUCUCCAGAUUGCACGCUACACACGCUAGGCUAGAUUGCUGAUCACGCAUUGGGCAUCGUCACCGGUCAAAGCGUCCAGCUGCGGAAAAGGGUCAGAGCGAGCGUGGACCAACAUGGCAAUCCCUGCCGCUGCAAACGGAUUGACCUCGCCUGUCCGUGGUUCAGCGCUCCCGAGACCUGUGUCAAUCAUGUCAGCUUCGAGCGCCUCGUCUAGCGGACUCGUGCAAGCGGCAACCACCUUGACAAGCCCGAGCAUGUCGACCACCUCCACCUUUGCGACUGCAGGCGCAGAGACUCCUUUGAAUAGCACGCGAGCCUCCUCGCCUUCUGCUUUGCUACCCUCGCCAGCGCUCAAGAGCGGUUCUGCGGCACCGUCUAUGGCUCGUGCCAUGACCUCUGCAGGAGGCACGUCUGUUCAGGUCAUCUUGCGAGUGAGACCUGCCAUCGUCGAGAGUGCCAACUUUGCGCACACGCCGUCAAGGCAGGAUCGCGUCGUCGUCUACCCUCUACCGGGCGCGACAUCUCUCACCGUCGAUGCCACACCUGUCAGCGCGACGUCCGCAGUGACCAGCUCGCCUUUGAGUUCUGCGCGAUCCAGCGGUCUCACAAGCGCUGCUGGACCGCCCAAACAAUCUUUCACUUUCGAUCGCGUCUUGGGACCCGAGUCAAGUCAGACGGACGUCUUUGCGACCUUUGAGCAUCUCAUCGACUUUUUCCUACAAGGCUACAACGUGACCGUGCUUGCCUACGGCCAGACAGCGUCUGGCAAGAGUUUCACAAUGGGCACAGAGGACAAGCCAAUGUCCGAGCUCGUGUCAGAUCAUGCUGGCCUUGGUCUCGUACCUCGCGCCGUGAGAGCCAUCUUUGACCGUAUUGCCGAGCUGCGCGCGACCACAAGACCCAAGGAUAGCUUCCAGAUCAAGAACAGCUAUAUCGAACUCUACAACGAGGACAUGAUCGACUUGUUGAGCGGGGACAUACCGGCAAGCGAGAGGCAGCCUGUCACGAUCCGCGAGGAGAAAGGCGGUGGCAUCAAGUGGACUGGUCUGCGAGAGUUGCGAGUCAACAACGUCCUCGAUGUCAUGUCAAACCUCGAAAGAGGAUCAGCGAUCAGACAGACCGGCGCGACCCAGCUCAACUCGCAGUCGAGUCGAUCGCAUGCUAUCUUCAGCUUGACGCUGACCCAACGCAAAUGGGUUCCGAACGAGUCGAGUCGCAAUGAGGCCACUGACAGUCCCACGCGACCCAGCAGCCGAACUUCCCAUGCCAGCAGCUCCAAUCGAGGUCUGAGGAGCGGCUCGAUGACACGAGCGUCAUUGAUCGACGACGAGGACGAAGGCGAACAAGAGGCGGGGGGCUCCUAUGUCGUCGUAACAUCGAAGCUCCACUUUGCCGAUCUGGCCGGCAGCGAGCGUCUGAAGAACACUGCAGCAACAGGCGAUCGUGCGAAAGAAGGCAUCUCAAUCAACUCGGGCCUUCAUGCUCUUGGCAAUGUGAUCUCUGCGCUCGGUGAUCCAGCAAAAGCACGACAGAUAACACAUGUGCCAUACCGCGAUUCCAAGCUUACAAGGCUCUUGCAAGACUCGCUCGGCGGCAAUGCGCACACAAUGAUGAUAGCCUGCAUAAGCGGCACAGAACGCAAUCUGCCCGAAUCACUGAAUACCCUCAAGUAUGCGAACAGAGCCCGAAACAUCAAGAAUAAAGCAGAACUGAACGAAAUUGAGGAAGGCUGGGAGGAUGUCGAAUGGCUCCAAAAGACUGUCCGCAGGUUACGCGCCGACCUGGCGGACCUCAAGAGCGGCAGACCGCUGAGCUCUGGCAGUGCGUUUGACGCCCUGCCUACGCGAGAGAUGCCUGAUCCAGCAAUGCGAGCGCUACAACAAGAAGUGGAGAUGCUUUCUCAAAAAUACGCCAAGGCCACGUCAGAUCUGGCCCAGCAGCAAAAUGCCCCCCAACAAACGCCGGACUUGCUCAGCAGCGCAUUUUCGGAUUCGAUUGCGCCCAUCGUCGACGAGUUCGAACGCGCACUGUCCACCACAGAAGCACAGCUAGCUGCCGUUCGUGCGCAGCUUGCCGCUGCGGAGAGUCAGCUGAAAGAGCAGCGCGCGCUCAACGCGUCACAAGCCAGCCGGAUUGAUGCAAGCGAGGCCGCGACGGAGGCUGUUCGCACACGACUGGCGAAGCUCAUCGAGCGAGAAGCCGUUACAGAAGCCUACGUGCAAGAUUUAGAGGGCAAGCUCAAGGAUAUCUCUGAUAGGACCGAUACAGACUCUUCUGUGGUCGUUGGCCUACGCAACGAGCUCGCCGGUCAUCGUGAGAGUCAAAUGACAACCGAGAAGUAUAUCAACGAGCUAGAGACACGCUUGACGAAAUCUGGACAAUCUAACGAGGGCCUCCUUAAGCGCAUCGAAGAGCUCGAAGCUAGUCUAGAGGAGCGCGUUGCAAGCUAUCGCCUUCUAGAACACCGCUUGUCCGGACAGCAACCAUCUCAACAGGUUCAGGCGCUCACGAAAGAACUCGAAUCAAAGAAUGCUCUGCUGCUUGUGAUGCAAAGCAACGUGGCAAGGUCACUGCCAGCUCCCAAUACGCCCACUGCUGCUCGCGACCUCCCUGACAGUCCUGCCACGCCUAUACAAGGGACUAGCGUGUCACAUGAUGGCUUGUCAGCUCUGACGGGCGCUCGUCCUGCGACGCCUGACAAUCUGUCAACUUCGCCGAGCGCUCGCGAUGGGGCCAGCUCGCCACAUCGUCUGGGAUCGCUCUCUCGGCAAUCACGCCGUAGUUCUUCCACGGCCUCUGCAAGCCCUCAGCGGCCUUUUUUAUCCAAUCGACCGAGCGGGUCCUCUCUUCGCGAUACGGCUACAUCGCAGCCUUUGUCGCUGGAAUUAUCAUCGGCGCAGCAUUCGCGCUCACUGCUGUCACCCGAUCGCUCGGUCUCCCCAGCGCUUCCACCUCGAACUCCGCCGCCGCGGAGCCCAGCGCGACAGCGCUCCUUCGGCAAGAUGAACUCUGAUACUGACGAAAUUCAGCGGCUUCAGGGUAUCAUCAGAGCACGAGACGUGGACAUCCAAUCGAUGGACAGACAGAUCCAAGCUUUGCGCACUCGGCAUCGUCGUUCGGAUUCGUCGUCGGCAUCGGACGCUGCAGAGACGCUGCCCGUCUCGGCAAGCACUACGCCAGAGCCAGGCGAAGAAUCUCAAACCCUUUCGCCUGGAUUCACUCGGCAGAUCGAAGCCUUCAAGCUACAGCCGCCUGCUACAGAGAGCGCAGAAGCCCACGCAGCUCGCCUGGACGACGUCAUGCGAUCAAUGGCCCGGAAGGAAGCAAAUCAUCGCGAUACCGUCGAAGAGCUUACUCGCCAGUUGCACGUCGCGCAGCGUUCUCUGGUGGAAGCCGAGACGCUCAGACAAUCUGCUGAACAAAACUUCGCGGGUGAAUUUAAAGGCCAUUCUGAUCGCCUUGUGGAGUCAACAAGCCGCGCUGCGACACUCGAGCAGAGCCUAGACCAGCAACGUAGCGAGCAUGCAGCGGAGCGUGACGAACUUACUAAGACACAUUCUGAUUCUAUCGUCGCUCUCACUCAACAGCAUCAGCAGUCACACGCGACCCUAGUGGCUGAGCACGAACAGCGCCUGACCGACCUGACCCUCACACAUGACCGAGCAUUGCACGCUACUCGCAAGGAGCACGAACAGAUACUCUCGGAUGCGGCAACUACUCAUGACCAGCGUUUAGCGGCUGCACUCGCAGAACGAACCAUGACUUUGAAAGCGGAUCAUGCUCGUCAGAUUUCAGAGAUGAACGCAGCUCACGAUCAAGCAAGAUCACAGCAGGCCGCUCAGCACGAUAGUGCCCUUGCAGCUCGGCACGAAGCAACAGAGGCAAAGGUUGUCGCACUACAGACCACGCAUGAAACGGCGAUUAGCGACAUGAAGCGCGAGCAUGCUGCUGUUCUCGAGAGUCAAGCCAAUGCCCACGCCGCUGCUCUGCAGGAGUAUGCAAUCGGUCUCGAAAAGGCGCAUGCGCUGGCUCAACAGCAUGAAGAGACGGCACGGGUGGCUCAGAACGCUGAGCAGGACCUCCAGAGUCAGAUGAAGACGAUAUCGGAGCAGAAUAGUCAGCUCUCUGUCGAGCUGGAAAACAGUGGGGAAGAGCUCCGCCAGCUACGCGCGGACUUUGCAAGGCUAUCAUCCGAUCGCGAGUCACUGGCAGUGGCAAGUAUUCGCUCUCAUGGCAGCGUCAAAUCGAUGCGUAGAAGAUCUGGUCUGAACGGUCUAGGUCUGGGCGAAUCACCCGAUCCUUUGACCAGUCCAAUUCGCGUUCGUGCAGGGAGCAACCAUGACGCGCCAUGGGGAGAGGCGCCCACGAGCCCGCUCCCUGCAACUCCGGAUGAGACAAAAGUACAGAUGCGUGCUGCUGCACUUUCAGCGCUCACUUCGUCUCCUUCGGAAUCGCCACGCUCACAAACACCGGUCAAUGCAGCUCUGUCAAUCUUCCUGACCGGCAAGCCGCCAGCACCGCCGCCCAUGCAAGCUUUGCCGCCGACGCCUGCUCAGGCUCCCCUGCCUUCAGUCAUGGAGAACGGCAGAGCGCUGCAAUCUGGCAUAAGCACGCCGCCUCCCUCCGACCGCAGACGAGUGACAUCAAGCACGAUGUACACGCCUGGCGGUCGAAGAACAUCGUACAUGGAAGGACCGAUGAGUAUCGAGGAUGACAUGCUCGAGUCUGCCCUCAAUCAGCGCAUCGAGACGCUUGAGACUCAGAUCCUUGGACUCAAUAAGCAGCUCACACAUUGCGAGGCAGAUUUGAGCGCUAAUAUCGACCUCGUCAACACAUUGGAGAGCUCCUUGGACGAUUCAGACCGAAAUCUCCGAAAGGCCCGACUCCAGAUGAGCGAGCUUGCCAAGGAUCGGGAUCGACAUCUGUCGCGUUCUGAGAAGCUCGGCCUUGAGCUCGCUCAGGCGACUCAGGAGAUCGAUCGGCUACACAAUAAUCUGGCUGCUCUCAAGGACGAAGCGGAGACAUCUGCAGCACAGGAACGACAGGCAAAGAUCGAAGCGAAGCAACAGCUUCAAAGUCGCUUAGAAUCCAUCAAACAUAAGAAGAGCAAAUUCAAUUGUUUCUGAUAGAUACUGUUGUCCGGUUUGUAUUAUGUAGGCUGACUGCGUCCCAUGUGAGCAGGGUGG